AUGCGACCCGAGGCUGCGGCCGGGGCUCCGGAGGCGCGCGGACGCGGCUUUCACUGUCCCGAGGACGGUCCUGGAAGGCCUCCGCCGCCGGCUGGACCACAGAGCUCCACACCCUGGAGACCUUGGAGCUGCACAUCUGGAGAUGCUGAACUGAUGAGAACUGCAAGACAGCUUGAGCCUGGGAGUGACCAGCAAACAUUUGGAUCGAAGGGGGCGUUUGGGUUUCAGCAUCCUGUAAGACUUUAUUUACCCAUCUCAAAACGCCAAGAAUAUCUACAGAGUUCUGGGGAGAAGGUGCUGGCCAGUUUCCCAGUGCAAGCUACAAUUCAUUUCUAUAAUGAUGAAUCAGGCUCAGAUGAUGAUGAAGAUGGAGAGGAAGAGAUCCAGGCCCCUGCCCUUCAGUGCCAGCAGGCAGAAGGUUCUGCAAGAAGUGGUCCAGGGGGCGAAUGCAAGGACCACUUGAUGAACCAAGAAAGGAGAUGCCAAGGGAACAGCGUCUUCUGUGGGCAGAGUUUGCUCCCCCACAGUGUCCCAAAGGGAGUGAUAAGCCCAAGUAAAUCCGGUCCCUCUCUCAAGCCAGCCCUGCGCUGGGGCUCACCGCUUGGGGCUCCCCCAGCCACCACCCUGUGA
Molecule: messenger RNA, 630 nt
Organism: Elephantulus edwardii (Cape elephant shrew)
Lineage: Eukaryota; Metazoa; Chordata; Mammalia; Macroscelidea; Macroscelididae
Gene: RIPPLY3
Product: ripply transcriptional repressor 3
Exons: 4
Coding region: 1-630 (209 amino acids)
Biological process (GO): negative regulation of transcription by RNA polymerase II; embryonic pattern specification
Cellular component (GO): nucleus
Source: RefSeq, a predicted model, not a curated record